Messenger RNA from Triticum turgidum subsp. durum (durum wheat), 1035 nucleotides. Lineage: Eukaryota; Viridiplantae; Streptophyta; Magnoliopsida; Poales; Poaceae. The record is from the annotation of a GenBank genome assembly.
AUGUCAUCCUCUUUCACGGCUCCCCCGCCGCGGCACGCCGACGACCCCGGCACCUCCGUGGGCUCGUGCAUCCUCAUCAUCCUCGGGCUCUUCGCCUUCGUCUUCGUCGCCUCCUGCUCCAUCAGCGCCUGCCUCGGCCGCCGCGAGCGCGACCGCUCCAGCCGCACGCGGCCGUCUCCCCCGCCGUCGCCGCUGCCCGGGACGCACCGCCAAGACGACGACUGGACGGCGGAGGGGAAGAAGGAUCUGAUCGAGUCGCUGCCCCGGUUCACGAUGGCGUCCGCCCUGGCGGCGCUGCCCAAGAGCUCCCCGGACUGCGUCGUCUGCCUCUCGCCCUUCAGGCCCGAAGCCGAGCUGCGGCUGCUCCCGGCGUGCCGCCACGCGUUCCACGCCGUCUGCGUCGACGCCUGGCUCCGCACCACCCCGACCUGCCCGCUCUGCCGCGCCACCGUCGCGCCCCCGCACCCCUCCAUCGCCGCCCUCCUCGCCGCCGAACAGCCGCCGCCGCCGCCGGAGCCUGCUGCCGCGAGGGGCAGGGACCGCUCCAGGAGGUUCCGCGUCGAGAUGGGCAGCGUCAGCAGCCGCGGCGGGUCGCCCGCCACUUCCACCGCCAGCGACGACAGCCGCACCUACUCGCUCGGAUCCUUCGAGUACCACAUCGACGAGGAGGUCGAGGCCGUCGUGUCCCGCAUGGUGCGCGCCGCGGCCAGGGCCGACACCAUCAAGGACGAGAAACCAGCAGCCCAGGUGUCGCCGUCGCCGUCGCCGCCCGGCGAGGCGGUGGCCGAAGCGGCAGGGACGCCGCCGCGCGGAUGGCUGCGGGAGUACAUGGACCGCGUGGCCUCCUCGGCGUCAUCCUUCUCCUACUCCUUGUCGGCCCGGUGGAGCCAGAGCCAGCAGGGCCAAAGGCAGGAGGAGCCGUGGUUGUGGGACGCAGAGGCGGCAACAGUGCCGCCGCCGCCGCCGCCGCCGGGGUCGGACGAGGAGGUGGAGACGACGUUCAUGGUGCUGUACCGGUGGAUCGCCGCCGUCUGA